CGUCAGGUACUGAACAGAACGGUACCCAACUUUGAUACAAAUUCAACCGUUCCGAUUGACGAAGCCAUCAAACAUAUCCCAGUGCUUUAGUGAUAAACAUUGUUCUAAGUGCUUUUUUACCAUGGCCAGUCGAGUUUACGUAGGAAAAUUGCCGGUUGACACUCGGGAACGUGACCUAGAGCGAUUCUUCGAAGGUUUCGGCAGAAUCAACGAGAUCCUUUUGCGGCGUGGAUACGCAUUUGUGCAGUUCAGUGAAACCCGGGACGCGGUAGAUGCCAUCGACGAGCUGAACGACACGAAACUGCUCGGACAACGGGUUGUUGUGGAAGCUACCAGACGGCCGCCACGAAGGGGACGUUCCCGUCAGCGGUCGCCCCGACCAACAAGAACGAACCAUCGACUGGUGGUGGAGAAUUUGUCAUCUCGCGUUAACUGGCGCGACUUGAAGGACCGUAUGCGAGAGGCAGGUAGGGUUACCUUCGCCGAUGCCCAUCGUGAUCGAAUGAACGAGGGAAUCGUUGAGUUUGCCACCCGGCACGAUAUGAAGCAAGCGAUUAAAAUGUUCGACGAUACGGAACUCAACGGUAGGUACAUCCGAUUGAUUGAGGAGCGCGGUAGGUCCCGCAGCAGAAGCCGCAGUCGGAGUGCAUCGAGUUCCAGGUCCAGAUCGCGGUCCCGCAGCCGUUCUCGUGGGUAUCAGUCAAAAUCUCGCUCGGAAAAGAGUCAUCGCCGUUCGCGAUCGGAUUCGUAUAGUCGCAGUCGUUCACGAUCCAGAUCGUACUCGAAACAUUCGAGCCGCAGCAACCGGUCCCGGAGUUCAAGUGGACGAUCUUCUCAUCGCUCUCGCCGUUCUUAACUAUGUACUACGUUGCGAUUACGAAUUAUAUUUCUUUUUCUGGACAUAAAUCGAUGUUAUGAAUUCAAAACAA
Molecule: messenger RNA, 929 nt
Organism: Armigeres subalbatus
Lineage: Eukaryota; Metazoa; Arthropoda; Insecta; Diptera; Culicidae
Product: serine/arginine-rich splicing factor 4-like
Exons: 1
Coding region: 122-856 (244 amino acids)
Cellular component (GO): nucleus; cytoplasm
Molecular function (GO): mRNA binding
Source: RefSeq, a predicted model, not a curated record